Messenger RNA from Acanthisitta chloris (rifleman), 2016 nucleotides. It is a transcript of the gene DPYSL3, whose product is annotated as dihydropyrimidinase-like 3. Gene Ontology annotation, molecular function: hydrolase activity, acting on carbon-nitrogen (but not peptide) bonds, in cyclic amides. The record is from RefSeq and is a predicted model, not a curated record. Gene Ontology annotation, biological process: actin crosslink formation. Bases 82 to 1686 code for a protein of 534 amino acids. Lineage: Eukaryota; Metazoa; Chordata; Aves; Passeriformes; Acanthisittidae. The transcript has 14 exons. Gene Ontology annotation, cellular component: cytoplasm; cytosol.
GAAUUGCGCCAGAGCGAUCGUCUCCUUAUUAAAGGAGGGAGAAUAGUCAAUGAUGACCAGUCAUUCUACGCUGACAUUUACAUGGAGGAUGGCCUCAUAAAGCAGAUUGGAGACAACCUGAUUGUCCCUGGAGGGGUCAAAACCAUAGAAGCCAAUGGGAAGAUGGUGAUCCCUGGAGGAAUUGAUGUCCACACUCGCCUGCAGAUGCCAUACAAGGGAAUGACAGCUGUGGAUGAUUUCUUCCAAGGAACAAAAGCGGCUCUGGCUGGUGGAACCACCAUGAUCAUGGACCACGUAGUGGCAGAGCCCGAGUGCAGCCUGGCCGAGGCGCUGGAGCGGUGGCGGGAGUGGGCUGACGGCAAGGCCUGCUGUGACUACGCGCUGCACGUGGACAUCCCGCACUGGGGUGACCGCGUCCGCCAGGAGCUGCACACCAUGGUCCAGGAGAAAGGCAUCAAUUCCUUCAUGGUGUACAUGGCCUACAAGGAUUUGUACCAGAUGUCCAACACCGAGCUGUAUGAGAUAUUCAGUUGCCUGGCAGAGCUGGGUGCCAUAGCUCAAGUUCAUGCUGAGAACGGGGAUAUAAUUGCUCAGGAACAAGCCAGGAUGUUGGAGAUGGGAAUAACAGGCCCCGAGGGCCAUGUGCUGAGCAGGCCUGAGGAGCUGGAAGCAGAAGCUGUCUUCCGGGCCAUUACUAUUGCCAGCCAGACCAACUGCCCUCUCUACGUGACUAAAGUGAUGAGCAAAAGUGCUGCUGACCUCAUCUCACAAGCCAGAAAAAAAGGCAUUGUGGUGUUUGGUGAGCCCAUCACGGCCAGUCUGGGGACUGAUGGGACACACUACUGGAGCAAGAACUGGGCCAAGGCUGCGGCAUUUGUGGUCUCUCCACCACUGAGCCCAGACCCGACAACUCCUGACUACAUCAAUUCCCUCCUGGCCAGUGGGGACCUGCAGGUUUCAGGAAGUGCUCACUGUACCUUCAGCACUGCGCAGAAAGCCAUCGGAAAAGACAACUUCACGGCAAUCCCAGAAGGGACCAACGGCAUAGAGGAACGAAUGUCUGUCAUCUGGGACAAGGCAGUGGCCACAGGAAAGAUGGACGAAAACCAGUUUGUGGCUGUGACAAGCACUAAUGCUGCAAAAAUCUUCAACCUGUACCCACGGAAAGGGAGAAUAGCUGUGGGCUCGGACAGCGACCUGGUUAUCUGGGAUCCUGAUGCAGUGAAGAUCGUCACGGCAAAAACCCACCAGUCUGCGGCCGAAUACAACAUCUUUGAGGGGAUGGAGCUCCGCGGGGCGCCGCUGGUUGUCAUAUGCCAGGGGAAGAUCAUGCUGGAGGAUGGCAAUCUGCAUGUGACCCAGGGGACUGGACGCUUCCUGCCCAGCAGCCCUUUCCCUGACUAUGUCUACAAGCGCAUCAAAGCCAGGAGAAAGAUGGCGGAGAUGCACGCUGUGCCCCGGGGCAUGUACGAUGGACCAGUGUUUGACCUGACCACCACCCCCAAGGGGGGCACCCCUGCGGGGUCAGCCAGGGGAUCCCCCACACGGCAGACCCCCCCUGUCAGGAACCUGCAUCAGUCUGGAUUCAGCCUGUCAGGUACCCAGAUCGAUGAGGGCGUGCGCUCGGCGAGCAAGCGCAUCGUGGCACCCCCGGGAGGUCGCUCCAACAUCACCUCCCUGAGCUAGGCGUCCCCGCCGAGGAGGAACGAAGCCGCUGUUCAAGCGAAGGAAGAAAAAUGGUACAUUGGUGUUUAAGAAGGAAAAGAAGUAAAUCUGUUCUGAAGAAUCAAUAAGCCUCAAGCCUUAUGUUUCACAAAUGCUACUUGCUACCUAGCUUUAAAGAUGUUGCUUCGUUUUGUUUUCGCAUAGCCUUAAGGUUCUGUGUUGUUGCUGUUGUGGAUUGGGUCGGGUUGUGUUGUGCUCUCCCUCUCUGUGUGCAUGCUGCUCGGACAGGUCGCUCGGUUCAGUGUGUGUUGGUGUUGAAGGCGUGGGGUGCCGUGGUGUGGGGCAGCGGGA